AGGCGUCGCCUCAUCCUCAGGAAUCGCCGAAUCCGGCGGACUACACUGAUGGACAUGAUGGUGAUGAUGAAAUGAUGGUGGACUCCAGCGAUAACUGGAGCAGCUGGACGACUUCAUGCGAUAGCUUCACCUCUAUGCAGCCCUACAGCGAUAACUGGAGCAGCUGCAGCUGGAGCAGUACCUCUAUGCAGCCCUCUAUCGGCCGCUACUCGAACGCCAACGAGCUGUCAACGAUGUUGUCCUGCUUGAGCUCCGAUGCUACCGCAACGCCGUCGAUGGGGUCCUGCUUGAGCCUCAAUCGCACCGCAACGCCGUCGAUGAAGUCCUGCCCGAGUCCCCCUAGCCUCUCGGCCCAGUCGACGCACUCGAUGGUGACAUGCCUGACCUCCGAUGGCCACCUAACAGAAACGAAAAUGCCCGAAAACGGAAUUCCCGACAAUGGAUGGACUUCGCCGAUGGUUGCAGCCAUAUCCUCGCUGCCCAUUCCCCCCACAGGUGUCAUGCGGCACGCAGACAGAGGAACCGCCAUCGACAAGUGCCCGUGGGCGUCGGUUCAAGGCCAAGAAGUGGACGACACGUUUGGCCGGGGGACGGGCAAAGUCUUCCAGAAAGGUCAGAGCGGCACUGAAUGAAUGGACGCCGAUGGUGGAAAAGCUACUGUUGGCAGCCAUAUCCUCGCUGCCCAUUCCCCCACAGGUGCCAUGCGGCACCCAGGAAGAGGAAACGCCACCGAAGGUCAGAGCGGCACCGCGAGUGGACGAAUCAGAGUCGGGCAUGCUCAAGAAAAUCCUGGUGGCAACAGUGCAGGUAUUCCUGUUCGUCGGGAUGAGCAUUGCCCUGUGCAUUCCGGAUGCGGAUUGCCCCUCGUUACGUGGCCAAGAUCUAUAAAUUUUAUGUGUUGUGAAGGUUGCAGACCAAAAAUACAAAAUUUAGAAUGUCUGGACAAAAA
Drosophila obscura is the source of this 949-nucleotide messenger RNA. RefSeq lists its product as uncharacterized. The record is from RefSeq and is a predicted model, not a curated record. The transcript has 2 exons. Lineage: Eukaryota; Metazoa; Arthropoda; Insecta; Diptera; Drosophilidae. Bases 72 to 632 code for a protein of 186 amino acids.